Molecule: messenger RNA, 1188 nt
Organism: Penicillium olsonii
Lineage: Eukaryota; Fungi; Ascomycota; Eurotiomycetes; Eurotiales; Aspergillaceae
Source: the annotation of a GenBank genome assembly
AUGCAGCAGGUUGACAAGAAUGCAGGCACGGCCGCCAAGCCCGAUAAGCUGAGCGCAGAAGAGACAGUCCAGUUACUGCAUGAUCUGAAUGAUCCUGCUCAUGCGAAAUUCGAUCCCACCAUCUCCCAGUUCUGGGAUACCCCAGUGCUGCGGGCGAAGCUGCCUGCCUCCUUCCAAAAAUAUGUGCUGACGCCGUACAUCAACUGGGCCAAGGGGGUGGUGCGGUUCCAGACGGAUGUGGUGAUGGUCACGCAUUUGAUCCUGUAUUUCACGACUAUCGUCCCCAGCGGCGCAUUGUUGUAUUAUCGCUUCUCGUACCUCCACGGUAUCAUCCACUGGCUGAUGCAAUUGUUCUACUGUGGUGCCUUCACCCUCAUGAAGCACCAGCAUAUCCACAUGAACGGAGUGCUCACGCCGAAACUGUAUCUGCUCGAUACGCUAUUCCCGUAUCUGCUGGACCCGAUGCACGGCCACACCUGGAACUCUUACUACUACCACCAUAUCAAGCACCACCAUGUGGAGGGCAAUGGUGGAGACGACCUGAGCACGACCAUGUACUAUGACCGCGACAGCGUCCCAGACUUCCUGUGCUACGUCGGUCGCUUCGUGUUCUUCAUCUGGCUCGAGCUUCCUCUCUACUUCUUCCGAAAGGGUCAGUACAAGUACGGCGCCAAGUGUGCCUUCUGGGAGAUCGGUAAUUAUGUCGCCCUGUACAUGAUGUACAACUAUGUGAAUGCCCGCGCGACCACAUUCGUCUUCCUCCUCCCCCUCACUGUCAUGCGCUUGGGCUUGAUGGUCGGCAACUGGGGCCAGCACGCGUUUGUGGACCCGACCGAUCCUGACUCGGACUACCUGUCCAGUAUCACCCUAAUUGAUGUUCCGAGUAACCGAUUCUCCUUCAAUGACGGGUAUCACACCUCUCACCACCUUAACCCUCGCCGUCAUUGGAGGGACCACCCUGUUGCCUUCCUUAAGCAGAAGGAUCGCUAUGCGAAGGAGGAUGCGCUCGUGUUCCGCAACGUCGACUAUAUCUUCAUCACCGUGAACUUGCUUCGGAAGAACUACGAGUAUUUGGCCAAAUGCUUGAUUCCCAUUGGCGAGCAAGUCAACUGGACCAUGGAGGAGCGAGUGGAGAUGCUCCGUCGUCGGACUCGAAAGUUCCCCAAGCCCUCAAAGAAGACCGAUUGA